Molecule: messenger RNA, 2639 nt
Organism: Tuber aestivum (summer truffle)
Lineage: Eukaryota; Fungi; Ascomycota; Pezizomycetes; Pezizales; Tuberaceae
Source: the annotation of a GenBank genome assembly
AUGCGCGUACUGGGCUUCUCGAGAAUCCUCCUCCGGAAUAAUGUUCCAUGGAUAUGUCGUCGGUGUCUAUCAACCUCGAAAGCGUAUUCUCGGAGGCCGGGAAGGGGGGGGAAGAUGUUGAUGGGUGCAGCUGCCGGAACGGCGUUGGGUGCUGUAGCUUUCGGAUCACCAGAUGUGGGACAUAGCGUUGCAGCUGUUGAGAGAGCUACUCGGGUUGCAAGUGCCCUGGCGCUGUGUAUUAAUGAGUGGGUAGAGUAUGGAUGGGUGUUGGGUUUUGACCUUAGUUACUGAUUACCUCUGCAGCUACCGCGUUACUUUAAGAUCUUUGGAGCUCGACCCGGGCGAUAGUGAUGGGCUGUUGGCGAAAUGUCAUAAGAGAUGUGCUGAGAGGUUGGUCAGGAUUUUUUUUUUUUGAUAGGAUAGAGUGCUUGAACUGAUUUGAGUGUUCUAGGACUUAUAAGGUCCUCGAGAAGAACGGUUCAAUAUUCAUUAAGCUCGGACAACAUCUUGCGGCCAUGGGUUACCUACUGCCAGCCGAGUGGACGGUGCCGGGCCUCAAAAUCAUGUUUACAUAGGGGUUUGCGGGCUGACUGCUGAUGUUGUUCAGGAUACCUUCAUUCCUCUACAAGACCGGUGCCCAGUCUCAAGUUUCGAGAGCAUCGAAAAGGUGCGAUUCUGAACGUUACUUACCUUCCCCAUGUCUAACAGGGUGCAUAGAUGAUAUUAGACGAUACCGGACAGUCCGUCACAGAUUUGUUUUCUGAAUUUGAUCCGAACCCUAUUGGAGCUGGUACGAUUAAGUCCUUUUCACCCUGGUUGUCGGUUGUUGGGUGUAGAUAGAAGCUGAGUCGUUGUUAGCUUCGCUGGCCCAAGUACAUCGAGCCAAAUUGAAAGAUAGUGGUCGAGAGUAUGCUUGUUAUUGCUGCGUCAUGGGGAAAGGGCUAAUGAAUCAUUUUAGAGUCGCAGUGAAACUACAGCAUCCGGCAUUGGCCGAAUGGAUUCCCUUGGAUAUGGCAUUAACGAGAUUUACUUUUACAAAUAUUAAAUAUUUUUUCCCGGAAUAUCCUAUGACGUGGCUAAGUGAUGAGAUGGAAGCAUCGUAUGUUCCUAAUAUGAAAUAUUUCCGCUUUUGUGAGGAAACGAUUAAUAGGUUUUAGUCUCCCACAGGAACUGAAUUUUGAGAUGGAAGCAAAAAACAUAUACCGAGUCCGGGAAUAUUUCAAGGGCAUCGAAAACACACCCCUUGUUAUCCCGAACGGUAAUUCUAAGAACUUGCUACUUUUCGGGGCGUGCGAGCUGACACUGGCUAGUUAUCUGGGCUAAGCCACGGAUCUUGGUAAUGGAAUAUCUCCCCGGACACCGUUUAGAUGACCUUGCCUUCUUGGACUCAAAUGGUGUUUCUCGCGGAGAGGUUUCAGCUGCCCUCGCCCGGAUAUUCAAUGAGAUGGUUUUCGGGAAGGACGCACCACUUCAUUGCGACCCCCACGGCGGUAACCUCGCCAUUCGUCUAGCGGAUCCAAAUAUCAAUGAUAGAAGCUGGGUUAAGAAAAUCUUUGGCCGUCGAAAGAAAACCAACUUUAAAAUCAUCUUGUAUGACCAUGGUCUUUACCGGGACAUUCCCAUGCAAAUGCGUCGCUCCUACGCAAAGCUUUGGCUCGCCGUAAUUGAUGGUGACGAGGGCCGAAUGAGGCAGUACGCCGGCGAAGUCGCUGGGGUAACAGACGAUCAAUUCCCGCUGUUCGCUUCUGCAAUCACAGGGCGAGACUAUACGGCAUUGCAAAAAGGCGUAGCCAGUCCACGAGACGAGAAUGAAAAAGAGGUUAUCACGGAGGCUCUCGGCGAGGGACUCUUAGCACAAUUGAUCCAGCUUCUCUCUAACGUUCCCAGCGUCAUUCUCCUCAUCCUGAAGACUAAUGACUUAACCCGCAGUCUUGACGAGAACUUACAAGCAGGCACUGGCCCGGAACGUCAAUUCUUAAUCCUGGCCAGAUAUUGUGCGAGAGCAGUAUACGAGGAAGCUGUGGAACUGGGAGGUUGGAAGAUCGUAAUUGCGACAUUGGAGUACUGGCGCAUCAGCCUGAAACUACGAAUCUUCGAGUGGGGUGUUUGGUGGAGGGGUGUAUUUCACGCUAGCGCCUUUGGUGGGAGAAGGCUGCUGGAGGGGUGAAGCACCGUUAUAUAGAUGGAGGCCUGGUGGAUUGUGGAAUAGGCCGGUUUCGGUGAUCGCAUAUUUAGAUUAGAGCUUGGAGACUCAUACCAUUUCUUAGAGCGAAGGGGUAUCGAAAUGUGAUAGGAUAGAAAUCGGCUUACCGUGGUGUUGCGGGCAUGCAAUGUUUUACUAUAGUGUAUUGUGGAUUGCGGCGGAGAUCCUGUUCAUCAUUAGACGAAAUCUAUUGGAUUGGGUUGGGCAAGAGAGAGGUAUUCUGUGUUGGUAUAUUGCCAGGGUGUGGAAGAUUGGGCGUGCACCCGCGGACACUGCGGACACUGUGCGCCAUAGUUCAACGAACCAUCCAAUAUUUUGGAGCCGUUCCUUGAGCUGGGCAUCCUCCGAGGCGCUGUAGCGCUUUGCUUGGUGUUUUUGGAAGGGUUGUUAAUCAUAGAUUGUCACUCGCAGUAUUAUUGUACUGGCUUGGCCGGUU